AUGGAUCGUUUCAAGAUGAUCUUCCAGUAUUUCCAGUCCAACUCAGAAUCUGUAAUGAAUGGGAUCUGUGGACUGUUAGCCCUGGCUAGUGUGAAGAUGUAUACCACCUUUGAAUUCAGCUGCCCCUGCCUGCCCCAUUACAACAUGGCAUAUGGCUUGGGGAUCAUGUUCAUACCUGCCUUUGCUCUCUUCCUCUGUGGCCUCAUCCUCAACAGACAGUCCCUGGUGAUGCUGGAAGAGUGGAAGCGACCACUGGGUCGCAGAAAGAAGGAUCUGGCUAUCAUCAGGUACAUGUGCUCCUCCAUCAUACAGCGAGCCAUGGUUGCCCCUGUUGUCUGGAUCAUAGUCGCCCUCCUCGAUGGCAAAUGUCUGAUAUGUGCUUUCAGCAGCUCUGUGGAUCCCGAGAAAUUUGUGGGCUUUGAAAACAUCAGCACACUACAGGUGCAGCAGCUGCUGGCAAAGGUCUCCUGCAAGGACGAUGAGCUCAUGAGGAACAACACUUCCCGCAAGGCCGUGUCCAGGUACCUGCGCUGCUGGUCCCAGGCACUUGGCUGGAGCAUUUUGCUGAUCCUUAUCAUAGCAGCUUUUCUUGCCCGGUGGCUCAGACCUUGCUUCAACCAGACCACCCUGCUACAGGCACGUCACUGGAGCAACUACAUUGACAUAGAGCAAAAGAUUUUUGAGGAAACCUGCUGCGAGCACAGCCGGCUCUUUGCUCACAAAUGCAUCCUCCACUUCUUCAAAAGCAUGCGACAAGAGAUCCAACUGCACAGCUUCAACUUGUCUAAGGAGGGAGGGGGAGCUGAAGAAGAGGAAGAUCUUCUCCAUGGCAUCACAGAUCAGGACCAGGUGAAUAAACUUCUGAAAAUGUGGUACUAUGAGAAACCUCCCCUAGAUGUUAGCCAGGCAAUCCAGAGGCAAGAGAGAUCCCCUCCAGCCUGGGCAGACAGCUCCAGUACCUGGUCCAAAUACCCCCAGCACACAGAUGUGUAG
This is a messenger RNA of Calypte anna (Anna's hummingbird), 993 nucleotides long. RefSeq names its product calcium homeostasis modulator 3 (gene CALHM3). The coding region runs from base 1 to 993 and encodes 330 amino acids. The record is from RefSeq and is a predicted model, not a curated record. The transcript is spliced from 3 exons. Lineage: Eukaryota; Metazoa; Chordata; Aves; Apodiformes; Trochilidae. Gene Ontology annotation, molecular function: monoatomic cation channel activity.